Hemisphaericaspora subhashii is the source of this 861-nucleotide messenger RNA. Its product is annotated as S-formylglutathione hydrolase. The transcript has a single exon. Lineage: Eukaryota; Fungi; Ascomycota; Pichiomycetes; Serinales; Debaryomycetaceae. Gene Ontology annotation, molecular function: S-formylglutathione hydrolase activity. The record is from RefSeq and is a predicted model, not a curated record. Gene Ontology annotation, cellular component: cytosol. The coding region runs from base 1 to 861 and encodes 286 amino acids. Gene Ontology annotation, biological process: formaldehyde catabolic process.
AUGGCAUUCACAACUAAGGCAGAGAUCGCCCAAUUCGGUGGGAGACUCUUGAAAUUGUCUCAUGAGUCAGAAACAACCAAAACUUCAAUGGCUGUUAAUGUUUAUUUACCAGCCCAUGGAAUUACUAAUAUCCCAGUCUUACUUUAUCUUUCUGGAUUAACAUGUACUCCAGACAAUGCAACUGAAAAGUCAUUCUUACAAUACUUUGCUAGCAAGUAUGGUUUUGCAGUUGUGUUUCCUGACACUUCUCCUCGAGGAGAACUGAUUCCGGAUGAGAAAGAAAGUUGGGAUUUUGGUACUGGUGCUGGAUUUUAUGUUAAUGCAACUCAAGAACCUUAUAAUGAAAAUUAUCAUAUGUAUUCAUAUAUUCAUGAAGAAUUAUUAACUGCUUUGACUAAAGAAUUCCCACAAUUGGAUUUUACUAAUAUUUCAAUCACGGGACAUUCAAUGGGAGGUAUGGGUGCCCUUGUUGGAUUCUUAUCUCAACCAGGUAAAUAUAAAUCAGUAAGUGCAUUUGCUCCUAUUGUUAAUCCAUCAAUUGCUCCAUGGGGCGAGAAAUGUUUUGGUAAUUAUUUGGGUUCAAAUAAACAAGAUUGGUAUAAAUAUGACCCAACUCAUUUAAUCAAGAAUUAUAGUCACGAGAAUCAUCCACCAAUUUUAAUUCAUCAAGGUUUGAAGGAUUCAUUUUAUCCAUCUCAAUUACAACCGGAAAACUUUGUCAAUGCGGCCAAGGAAGCUGGGUAUAAAGGAGGAGUUGUGUUAAAAGUUGUUGAAGGUUAUGAUCAUCUGUAUUUCUUUAUCAGUUCAUUUGUUGAAGAACAUGCUCAACAUCAUGCAAAAUAUUUAGGGUUAACCCAAUAA